This is a messenger RNA of Stegodyphus dumicola, 1732 nucleotides long. Its product is annotated as hairy/enhancer-of-split related with YRPW motif protein 1-like. NCBI's taxonomy places the organism in Eukaryota, Metazoa, Arthropoda, Arachnida, Araneae, Eresidae. The record is from RefSeq and is a predicted model, not a curated record. Gene Ontology annotation, biological process: regulation of DNA-templated transcription. Gene Ontology annotation, molecular function: protein dimerization activity; DNA binding.
UUUUAUUUUUUCAUUGCAGCUUCCAAAACUCCGAUGCCGUGGGAAAGUGUCGGUUCAAAAUUAACGCACGGUUAUCGGAGUGGACCAGUUAUACCGCUCGUUUGCCACUCGCGUGGCGGCUUUUCUUUGACGUAACGCUGAAUAGCUUCACUCACUCACUCGCUGUUCAUCCUUAGCUGAAGGAAGUCCGACACAUUCAUAAAUUUUGGUUUCGACAUGAGUGACAUAGAAUCAGACUGUGAUGAUGUUUUUACCGAUGAUUCGAAGGGCUACAGUUUCUCGGAGUCCAAAGGGGCAUCGAGUACUGAUGAUGACAGCCGACACAUGAUGAGCAGGAAGCGAAGACGAGGGAUUAUAGAAAAACGAAGAAGAGAUAGAAUAAAUAACUCCUUGUCCGAAUUAAGAAGAUUAGUUCCUGCAGCAUUCGAAAAACAGGGUUCUGCAAAACUGGAAAAAGCUGAAAUUCUUCAAAUGACCGUGGAUCACCUACGGAUACUGCAUACCAAAGGAAUGGAUGUUUUCAACUUUGAUCCACAUAAUUUUGUGAUGGACUAUCAUGGUAUCGGCUUUAGAGAGUGUGCUUCGGAAGUGGCGCGCUAUUUAGUGGGCUUUGAGGGAUUAGAUCUACAAGAUCCCUUACGGCUACGGCUCAUGAGUCACUUACAGUGCUUCUCCGCUCAGAGAGACUUGGCCCUCAAAUCCCCUCAUCAAAGCGCCACUGCCCAUACACCUUGGUUUUCUACACUUCCUGCUGUGCCGACUCCCCAAUACCCAAAUAUGCAUUCUAGAAACAGUGCACGAGAUCUCAGUUUAUGUAGCAGCAGCAGCAGUAGUGCAGGCGGAUCAGAGCGUAGACCCAGCAGUGCAAGCAGCGCAAUGUCUGUAGAUAUCGGCAGUAGCACAGCCGGAUCGCCAAUAUCAAGGAGGCAGCCACAAAUCCCUUUGAGUCCGACUGCGGUAGGUAGUUCAACCUCACUGAUGAGCGGCUUUGGACGAUCUUCUAGUCUUAUACCUGAGGGUCCAGCUCAACCAUCUCCUAUCCGCCCGUACAGACCAUGGGGUGCAGAAGUUGCAUAUUGACACAUUGCAGAAAUUCAUAAUGUUCAUAAAAAAACUCACUUACGAAAUCCGUUCAGUUAAAAAAUCUGCAGAUAGCUGUCCAAGAUUUCAGAGAAGAGUGAUUAGGAUCCGUUGAAUUCCUGAAGAGCAGACAUGUUUUCUAAAUAAAAAUGAAUAACAGGAUUAGGUUUUUGUAAGAAAUAUAUGUAUAUUACGACAAUAUUUUUUUUUGAUUUUUUAUGUGCCUGUGCUAUUGUUGGAUGCAGAAAUAAGUCAAAUUCUUUCAUCUUGAAAAGUCACAUUCUUUCAUCACAUUCUUGUAUUGCUUUCACCUACAAGAGCAUGAAGUGAUUUUACGCCAGUACAACGAAGAAUCCAUGGACUCAAAAACUGUCGACUGCUGUUUUGAAGUUUUUUUAUUCUCAGAUAUUAAAAGAGCUUAGGAACAUUUAGACUUAUGUGAAUGGUAAUUUAUUUUUGUAUAUAAAUUGUUAAAGGAAAUAGCAUACGUCUAGAAAUUUUAGAAUUCGAUCUCAUUGCAAAAUAUUGAGAACGCCCUUUUUGCAUUAAGAAUACAUCAUACUUAAAUAAAGUAUGAAUAUUUACGGUGAAUAUGCCAUUGUUUUUCUGAAAUAUAGCAAAGUUAAUAAUAAAAAUUAAUCUACAGUUUUGA